Molecule: messenger RNA, 2211 nt
Organism: Saccharomyces kudriavzevii IFO 1802
Lineage: Eukaryota; Fungi; Ascomycota; Saccharomycetes; Saccharomycetales; Saccharomycetaceae
Gene: DHR2
Product: RNA helicase
Exons: 1
Coding region: 1-2211 (736 amino acids)
Cellular component (GO): intracellular anatomical structure; catalytic step 2 spliceosome
Molecular function (GO): ATP binding; RNA binding
Source: RefSeq, a predicted model, not a curated record
AUGGCAGCGGAUAAUAACAAUAGCACUGGCUUGAAAUAUAUCAUCAAAAAAAAACAAAAGGCUAAGAGAAAUGUACAUCCAUUCCAGAGAGAUACGAAGACCAAAAAAGUCAGCAAAGUCAUAAGAUUUGACGAUUCAGACAAGGACCAUCUUGUUUCAGUCGAGCGUUUGAAAGGAGAAAAUUCCCUCACUUAUAAAUCCUUGAAAAAUCGGGCAAGCGAUUUACUCAAAGUGAGGAAGGCGUUACCAGUUUAUCACCACAAACGUGAAAUAAUGUCAUACAUAGAAAGCAAUCCUGUCACCGUGCUUAUCGGUGAGACAGGUUCUGGUAAAUCGACCCAAAUCCCACAGUUCAUAUUGGAACAGUUAUACGAUAAAAAGAAGCAUGGGUCAAUUGCUGUGACUCAACCUCGUCGUGUCGCUGCCAUUAAUUUGGCUACACGUGUUUCUCAAGAGCAUGGUUGUAAAUUGGGUGACCAAGUGGGUUAUUCCGUUAGAUUCGACAACACUACUACUGCAAAGACAAGGCUUAAGUAUCUAACUGAUGGUAUGUUACUUAGAGAGCUCAUGAUGAAUAGAGACCUCAAAGAAUACAAUGUUGUCAUCAUCGAUGAAGCACAUGAGAGAACCGUGCUAACAGAUCUAAUACUGGGGUUUUUGAAAUCCUUAAUAAAAGGAUCAAGACCAGAUUUAAGAAUUAUUGUAAUGUCUGCAACAUUGCAAGCCGAAAAAUUUAGUGAGUUCUUCAACAAUGCCCCAAUUUUGUUUGUAGAAGGAAGAAAAUUUGAUGUCACGCAAUACUACCUGAAGGCGCCAACAGACGAUAUAGUGGACGCUGUCAUUAGGUGUUGUAUACAAAUAAACCAAGGUGAACAACUAGGAGAUAUUUUAUGCUUUCUACCAGGCCAAGAAGAGAUUGACAAAGCAGUAACUAUUAUGGAGAAAAUUGCGAAGUAUGUUUCAGAUGAAACACCGGUACCGCUAAUAGUUCCUUAUCCUUUAUAUGCUGCGCUACCACCUAUGCAACAAGUUUUGGUUUUCGCACCAAUAAAGGGUUUCAAGAGAAAAGUCAUUUUCAGUACGAAUAUUGCGGAAACAUCUGUUACCAUAUCUGGCGUGAAAUUUGUCGUUGAUUCAGGUCUCCGAAAAGUUAAGGUUUGGCGACAUCAGUUGGGGUUGGCCACUUUACUUACUGUACCCAUUUCUCAGGCAAGUGCUAUGCAGAGAAGCGGUCGUGCUGGUAGAGAAAGUGAGGGCAAAAGUUUCAGGCUUUAUUGUGAAUCGGAUUACUUGAAGUUGCCCGAACAGAGUGAGCCUGAGAUAGCCAGGAGCGACGUUACAUCACCCGUCCUAAUGUUAAAAAGAUAUGGUAUCAAUGACUUGGUGAAUUGGUCCUGGUUUGAGAACCCUGGUAAAGAGGCAAUAGUCAUGGGCCUUCAAGAACUUUAUGAAUUAGGAGCCCUUGACACGCGCGGAAAGAUAACGAAACGAGGUGAACAAAUGGCCCUAUUACCGUUACAGCCACAUUUAAGUAGUGUUUUGAUUAAAGCCAGUGAGAUUGGCUGCUUGAGUCAAGUCAUUGAUAUUGUUUCUUGCCUCAGUGUGGAUAAUUUAUUGUUAAACCCGUCUCCAGAGGAAAGAGACGAGGUGAACGAGCGCCGUCUGUCCUUAUGCAAUGCUGGUAAAAGGUAUGGCGAUCUUAUCAUGUUAAAGGAGCUUUUUGACAUUUAUUUCUAUGAAUUGGGGAAAGGCCAAGAUUCAAACUCUGAAAGGAACGAUUGGUGCAAAGGGUUAUGUAUUUCAUCGCGUGGGUUUAAAAAUGUUAUUCGCGUCAGAGAUCAGUUAAGAGUUUACUGUAAGCGUCUAUUUUCUUCCAUUGAUGAGGAAAAUGAAGAGGUCAGAAAGAUUGGCGAAGAUAGAGAUGAAAUUUCCAAGAUUUUGAAGUGCUUUUUGACCGGGUUUAUCAACAACACCGCUAUAGGGAUGCCAGACAGGUCUUAUAGAACUGUUUCCACCGGAGAACCAAUAAGCGUUCAUCCGUCAUCUAUGCUAUUCCUGAACAAAAGUUGUCCCGGUAUAAUGUAUACGGAAUACGUCUUUACCACCAAAGGGUAUGCUAGAAAUGUUAGUAGAAUUGAACUUUCAUGGCUGCAAGAAAUCGUGACUAGUGGAACUGCUGUUGCAAAGCAAAAAAUUGCCAGUUCAAAGUAG